UUAGCAUUCAGAUGUAUGCAAUUAUGUAACCUUUUCCAAACCAAAAAAGAGCAGAUCCCGUUGCAUUUCCGACCAAAAACCUUGAGGGAGCUCCGAUCCCGGCUCCGUUUGCCUUUUGACUCGGGGUUGGGAAACGUCGGGGGCGUUGCUGUGAGCCCGCCUCGACGCGACCUACCGCGAGAGGAGCCUGUGGGCGGGCAUUGGGACGUCGGUUCUUUCGCCCCCUUUCGUUCCUGCACGCGCGACCUUUGCGGAAGCAUGAGUGUGGAUUGGAUUGGCUAUGGUUAUGCUGCAUUGGUCGCCUCCGGUGGAGUAGCUGGCUAUGUAAAAGCAGGCAGUGUCCCUUCCUUAGCUGCUGGUCUCCUCUGUGGUGGGUUAGCAGGAUUGGGUGCUUAUCAGCAGUCAACGGAUCCAAAGAAUAUUUGGCUUUCUCUGGCUGCAUCGGGAACCCUGACUGUCCUGAUGGGAAUGAGAUACUAUAACUCUAGAAAAUUCAUGCCUGCAGGGUUAAUUGCUGGUGCCAGUCUAUUAAUGGUAGGCAAACUUGGACUACAGAUGAUGGAAAAACCUCUUUAGCCAUAAUUGUGCAACAACAAGAAAAAAGAGACCUACAGAGGACUGCCCUCCCAAUGCCUGUUCAGAACAAAACUCAAGACAAUAUUAAUGCUUUGUAAACGUUUACAAUUUGCAAAGUUUUUAAACUUCAAAUUCUGCUCAGGUUUUGUAAAGCAUCAAUCAUUAUAGAAUUAUAGUUUUCAUAUCUGUUUUCUCAUGAAUGCAUUUGUCACAACUCCAAACAUCUUAUGAUGAUGAACAUGUGAAACAUGGUAAACAGGAAAUACACUUAAUUUUGUGUCAUCAUAUUUCCAAGCUGAAAUUAAUCUCUCUGUAUAUCUGUAAGAUGUUCCACUCAAAACAAAAAGUUUAUAAGUUUUCUUUAUAAUUGACUAAAAACAAUUAAAUGUCUAAAAGCCUUUUGAAUUGUGAGACUUAUUCCUAAUUUUAAACAAAUGUGAAUUCCAAAAUUUUAAGCUGUAAUCUUUUAGGGUUCAAGGCUAAUUAGGCUAAUUUUAUGUUACCUGGAAACACACAGACUAAUAUUUUUAUCAACAUUUUUCAAUGAGUACCUUUUCAAAUAUAUUACUGAAUUAAUUCUGAAUGUAAUGACGCAUUUAAAACUGUAAUAUCUGUACCCACAGAUCUCCUGAUCAUUCUUCACAUUUUUGUACAAUUGGAAGUAGAUACAAACAUGCUUAGAGUAGUUCCAUUGAAAUAAAACGUCUGAGUUAAUCA
Messenger RNA from Pantherophis guttatus, 1293 nucleotides. RefSeq names its product transmembrane protein 14C-like. Gene Ontology annotation, biological process: regulation of heme biosynthetic process. The record is from RefSeq and is a predicted model, not a curated record. Gene Ontology annotation, cellular component: mitochondrial membrane. Lineage: Eukaryota; Metazoa; Chordata; Lepidosauria; Squamata; Colubridae.